AUGCAAAUUAAAUCAAAUGAACAUAAUCAACCAGAACUAGGUUUGGGUAUUGUUACAGAUCUGGACAAUAAAGUUACAGAUAAAGAAGUUGAUAGAGCCCAUAGGCAGUUUAUGCUAUUAUUUAAACAUAUCCUUACACCAUCAACUCAAGGUCUAUUUGAUUAUGAAAUAAAUCCUAAAUCAAUCAAAUCUAAAUCUAAAUAUUACAAGUUUAGUGUGAAACAUCACAAGGAAUACCAACAAAUGAAAGAACAAAAUGAUAUGGAAGAAGAAAAUUUUACAAUAUUAAAAACUGAAGAUGUUAUUUAUGAAUUGCUGUCAAUGCUUAAUCAAGGUUUGCAAUAUUUAAAAUCAGAUAUGUCAAAAUUAAUUAAAUCAGAACUACUUCAUAAAAAUAAAAAACAAAUUAUGAGUGAAACUGAAGACUACAACAUGAAGUUUUAUUUAAACAAUCAUAGUGAAGAAGAUACUUUUCAAAGUGAAUCUAAUUUGCCAAAAUUUGAUGAAUUUUUAUUACAAUCAUUUUAUAUUUUAUUUAUUGGUCCAUUUUUGAACAAGAGAGAUUAUAAAUAUUUGCAAAUAGAAUCUCAAGAUUUGCUUUUUAUUGGAAAAGAUGAAUUAGUUAAAAGAAUGGAAGUGAUUGAAUUAAAUAUUGAGUGUCAUAAACUUUUUGUUGGUACAGAAUGUCAUCCUGAAUAUUUAUCAAAAGUUUUAGAUCCUUCAAGACCAAUUUUAGGUUUAAUUGAUGCCUUUGCUGUAUAUUAG
Messenger RNA from Lodderomyces jiufengensis, 765 nucleotides. RefSeq lists its product as uncharacterized. The transcript has 3 exons. The record is from RefSeq and is a predicted model, not a curated record. Bases 1 to 765 code for a protein of 254 amino acids. Lineage: Eukaryota; Fungi; Ascomycota; Pichiomycetes; Serinales; Debaryomycetaceae.